Messenger RNA from Pectinophora gossypiella (pink bollworm), 831 nucleotides. RefSeq names its product protein lifeguard 1-like. The transcript has 4 exons. Lineage: Eukaryota; Metazoa; Arthropoda; Insecta; Lepidoptera; Gelechiidae. The record is from RefSeq and is a predicted model, not a curated record. Bases 12 to 623 code for a protein of 203 amino acids. Gene Ontology annotation, cellular component: membrane.
ACGGUAUCCUGAUGUGCCAGCUGUUAAUAACGAUGGGUUUCAUCUCUCUGUUCAUCUUCCACGGGCCGACACAGCGAUGGGCUCACGCUAAUCCUUGGCUUUUCUGGGUAGCGUUUGCAAUGACGUUUGUGCUGCUGAUCGCGAUGGCGUGCUGCCCCAACGUGCGCCGGACCACGCCCAUGAACUUCAUCUUCCUCGCAAUCUUCACCAUCGCCGAGAGCUUCCUGCUUGGCGUCGUCUCCAGCAUCUAUAAUGUUAAUGAGGUGAUGAUGGCAGUGGGUAUAACAGCAGCCGUGUGUCUUGCACUGACACUGUUCGCGUUCCAGACCAAAUGGGACUUUACUACUAUGGGCGGCAUAUUAGUAGCUGCGUCUGUUGUGCUGCUUGUCUUCGGUCUCAUCACAAUCUUCAUACCGCGGAAUAACAUUGUGACGCUAGUCUACGCUUCACUAGGAGCGCUCCUCUUCUCCUUCUACCUCGUCUAUGACACACAGCUCAUGAUGGGAGGCAAACACAAGUACAGCCUCUCCCCUGAAGAAUAUAUCUUCGCUGCACUCAACCUGUACCUCGAUAUAGUCAACAUCUUCCUUUACAUUCUCACUAUCAUCGGCGCAAGCAGAUAAAGCGCCAUCUCUUGAUUUUUUGUUACUAAACCUGCCCAGUUUUGACAGUUGAUUUUUUAUCUCUUUCUACUUUAAGGUAGAAGGAAAGAGACAAAAAGUUUGAUAAAGACUGUUUCUCUUAGUGUAAGUACUCUAAGUAGUAUUUUACUUGUAAACACAACAAAAGUCGCUUCCUCAGCCUUCAAUGACAAUGGUUCCCAAUUAGUGG